CACAGCAAGCAGCUUCACCUACAUUUAUAUCACAACGUCUUACAAUCAAUGCAAGAGAUGAGCUCAUCACCCGGAGUGGUCACCAUGGCACUACCACCAAGCUCGCCGGCUCUGGCAAUGCUUGCUGCAACCGCGAUUGCGUUGUUGGUUCUCGUGGUGGUCUUCUACCGGAGAAACAAAGUCGUCUCCAAGGGCAGCCUGCCACCGGGGCCGCAGGGGCUGCCGGUGGUCGGCAACAUCCACCAGAUGCUGGCGAACAAGCCGGUGUUCCAGUGGGUGCACCGCUUGCUCGCGGAGGCCGGUGGGGACAUCGUGUGCUUGCGCCUCGGUUCCGUCCACGUGGUCGCCGUGUCGUGCCCGGAGAUGGCGCGGGAGGUACUGCGCAAGAACGACGCCGUCUUCGCCGACCGCCCGACCACGUUCGCCGCCGAGUCUUUCAGCGUGGGGUACCGCAGCGUGAGCAUCUCCCCGUUCGGGGACCAGUGGAGGAGGAUGAGGCGCGUGCUCACCUCCGAGAUCCUCUCCCCGGCCACCGAGCACCGCCUCCGCGCCGUACGGGAGGGGGAGGCCGACCACCUCGUUCGGUACGUCCAUGCUCUUUGCGGCCGCGGCCCUGGCGUGGUCGACGUGCGCUUCGUCGCCAGGCACUUCUGCGGCAACGUCAUCCGGAGGCUCACCUUUGGGCGGCGCCAUUUCCGUCAGCCGCCGGCCAUUUCCGACGGCGGGCCGGGGCGAGACGAGGCGGAGCACGUGGACGCGCUCUUCGCGGUUCUCAACUACCUCGACGCGUUCUGCGUCUCCGACUACUUCCCGGCGCUGGUCGGCCUCGACCUGGACGGCCACGAGAAGGUCAUCAGGGGCGUGAUGAGGACGCUGAACCGGCUGCACGACCCCAUCGUCGAGGAGAGGGUCGAGGAGUGGCGGCUGCUGCGGGAGGCCGGCGAGCCGCGCAAUGUCGCGGACUUCCUCGACGUCUUGGCCUCCCUCGACGACACCGCGGGGCGGCCGCUGCUCACCGUGGAAGAGAUCAAAGCUCAAACCAUCGACAUAAUGAUAGCGACGGUGGACAACCCGUCCAACGCGGCCGAGUGGGCGCUCGCGGAGAUGAUGAACCGGCCGGACGUCACGCGGAAGGCGAUGGCCGAGCUCGACGCCGUUGUCGGCAGGGACCGCCUGGUGCAAGAGUCCGACGUCCGCGACCUCAACUACCUCAAGGCGUGCAUCCGGGAGGCGUUCCGGCUCCACCCGUACCACCCCUUCAACCCGCCGCGCGUGGCCAUGGCCGACACGACCAUCGCGGGGUACGCGGUCCCGAGGGGCAGCCAGGUCAUCCUGAGCCGGGUCGGUCUCGGCCGGAACCCCAGAGCGUGGGAGGACCCGCUCGAGUUCCGCCCUGAGCGGCACCUGGGGGCGACCGUGUCGCUGUCGGAGUCGGAGCUGCGGUUUAUCUCGUUCAGCACCGGGAGGCGGGGCUGCCCGGGACUGUCGCUCGGCACGCUCAUCACCGUGAUGCUGCUCGCGAGGCUCCUCCAGGGGUUCGUCUGGAGCAAGCCGCCCGGCGUCGACAGGAUCGAGCUCCGGGAGGCGGCGACGAGCCUCGUGCUGGCCGAGCCGCUGGUCUUGCAGGCGACGCCGCGGCUGCCUGCACACCUCUAUGAGGCCAUGUGACAGUUGUAUCGAUAAGCACAUAUGUAGUUGCAUCGACGAGGACAGCAGCUCGUUUUGCUACUUUAUGAGAGGAGUACAUGGAUGAAUAAAGCUCGAACUGGAAGACUUGUCUGAACCACACGAUAUCAGUGAUACGCGUGUUGUGUACUGAAUAAUAAUUAGUUGUCGUGCAUGUACAUCCCGUGGUUACUGUGUUGUGCCCGUCCUGUACAACUAUAGCAACAAUGAAGAUGUCCAUGUUACAAACUGAAGGUUCGUUCGUGGUGUUUGUACUCGACGAAUGGAACAUCCAACCUC
Phragmites australis (common reed) is the source of this 1965-nucleotide messenger RNA. RefSeq names its product tyrosine N-monooxygenase-like. The transcript is spliced from 2 exons. The coding region runs from base 49 to 1668 and encodes 539 amino acids. The record is from RefSeq and is a predicted model, not a curated record. Gene Ontology annotation, molecular function: heme binding; oxidoreductase activity, acting on paired donors, with incorporation or reduction of molecular oxygen; monooxygenase activity. NCBI's taxonomy places the organism in Eukaryota, Viridiplantae, Streptophyta, Magnoliopsida, Poales, Poaceae.